AUGAAGCUCGGACUACCCUUUGCUAUCGCGCUCUCUGCUCUUGUUGCAGCCCAAGCUGCUGUCAUUGACUAUGACAAGGUCCAGCCGUUCCCUGAGCUCGAGCCCAAAACGAUUUCCGAGAAGGCUGCUAUCAAGUACAAGCCCAGCCUGGCCAUCAAGGACGGCUGCCGCUCUUACGCUGCUGUGAAUGCGGCCGGCGACACGAGCGGCGGAAUGGACCCAAUGGCGCCCGACGGAGGAACGGUAGAGAAAAACCCGUACGGUCACGGCUGCAGGGGAUCGGUAUUGGGCUCGCAAGUGUACAGCCGAUCUGGGUGGUACCGCGACGUUUGGGCCAUCAUGUACGCUUGGUACUUCCCCAGAGACAUCAGUUGGUAUGAGGCGAGCUACCCACCCGUCCGCCAUGACUGGAUCAACACCAUCGUCUGGCUUAACAACCCGGCGCUGGAGAAUCCGUCGCUUCUCGGAGUCUCUGCCUCCCGGGAAGACGCCGAAUACGUGGCCUAUCCUCCUACCGUGAAGGAGUUUAUGAACGGCACCCACCCCAAGAUGGAGUACUUCAUGGGCUUUUAUGUGGGCGGGUAUCACACAAUUGAUGUGUCGUUGGAUGCGGGUGACUUUCAAGACCUCGUCCAUUGGUCGCAGCUGACGGACCAAGCGCGCAAGGCUUUGGAGACUGCGGACUUCGGUGUGGUAACCCCCGUCCCCUUCAACGACGUCAACUUCGAGAAGAAUCUAGAGCGGGGCUGGUAUCAGAACGACACGAUCCUAGAACACAAGAUCGGGAUCGUGUAG
Molecule: messenger RNA, 795 nt
Organism: Phytophthora sojae
Lineage: Eukaryota; Oomycota; Peronosporomycetes; Peronosporales; Peronosporaceae
Exons: 1
Coding region: 1-795 (264 amino acids)
Source: RefSeq, a predicted model, not a curated record